UAAAUUUUAGAGAAACCAUUUCAUCAAAAUAGAAAGAAAAAAAAAAGAGUCAGCUUCCUGGAUCGAACUUUGGUUGACUUUAAAAGGACGAGAACUACAAGAAGAGAUGGGAUGGGAGGAGUAGGGUCCACAAGUAGGAUAUAUACAUCAGAAUCUUUCAACUUCUCAGUGUGUUUUUGUAUUAGUACUGUUAUUUUUGGAAUAAAACGGGUACUGUAGGAACUACAAAAGAAAGAAAGAAAAGAAUCAGAAGAGUCUAAACAGAGAAAGCCCAGAUUACAGCUUUGGUUUUGUAGUAACCAACUAUAUAUAUAUAGGUACAUAGAUAUCAUAAAGAGGGAACAGCCACCUUAAUACCUUUCUUAUCAAAUAACUAUAUAUCUAGUCUUUGUUGUUGUUGUUGUUGUUGUUGUUGGUGUUCCUGGUUUCUCAGACACUUUUUCUUGGAUAUUUCAGGCAAAAACCUUAUACCAUAUAUUUUAUUAUUAUAUUUUGUGUAUUUUUAUUAUUUUAAGAAAAAUACACACCCACUUGGGUAUCUCCAAGAAUCUUCACCUAGGUUUGGAGACUGGUUAGCCACAACAUCUUCUGUUUUGGGUUGGAGAUAGCUCAAGUCAAAUUGAGUUUUGGAACCUGCUUUUUAUGAAUUCUAAGGGAACAGAAUCUAAACAGCAAUCUGGUUAUUGCCGGAGCUAAUUUUCAGAAUCCAAUUAAAGACCAAGGGGUUCUUUCUGGGUUUUGCCUUUGGGUUGCUGUUGGAAGCUACAGUAGCUAUUGUAUCUGACAAAGAAGUUUGAAGGGUUCAGUUACUGGUUAGUGUAAUCAUUCCCACAAGUAUCUCACACCAAAAGAAGUUUUGGAUCCUAAUUUCUGAAAUACUAGAGGAAAAGAAAUCCUGGAAGUGGGAGGGUUUUGCAAAAGUUAUACCAUGGAAGAAGGUGUUCUAUCACCAUCUACCAUUUUGGGAGCUCCAUCUGAGUAUCCAAUGGAUUUAGAUUUCAUGGAUGAAUUGUUUUUAGAAGGAUGCUGGUUGGAAACCAGAGAUGGAUCUGAAUAUAUUAGCCAGACUUCUAGUUCUAAUCCCCUUUUUGAUCCUUUAUUCUGGCCUACUUUGGAGACUAACGGUGACUUGAACGCAAACCCAUCUCAGAGGAGUAACCAAGAAGGGAGACAGAAAUCAAUUUUCAACGAAUCUGUGGGAGUAAGUGUUCUCCGAGCUUUGCCUCCUUCUCAGACCAUAAACAAUGCUCCCAAUAAUCCUGGAGUUUCAGAAGGUUUGAUAACCGAAAAUGAUGAAAUGAGAAGAAAGAAUUGGAUUGGAACCAAGGAAAGUCAAGGUCCUUCAUCUUUUGUAAUGGAGAAAUUAUGCAGGGCACUUAUGUACAUCAAAGAUGUUAUAAGAGAUAAAGAUAUCCUUGUUCAAAUAUGGAUUCCUGUAGAUAAAGAAGGUAGGCGUGUUCUUACAACUAGAGAUCUUCCUUUUGCGCUUGAUGAUAGCUGUCCAAAGCUUGCACGGUACAGAGAUAUAUCUGUAAAGUAUCAGUUUCCAGCUGAAGAGGAUUCUAAGGGUUUGAUAAUGGGAUUGCCUGGAAGGGUGUUCUCUGGUAAGGUUCCAGAGUGGACGCCUGAUGUUCGAUACUUUAGGAAUGAUGAGUAUCCACGGCUGAUGCAUGCUUAUCAAUAUGACGUACGUGGGACUCUUGCCCUUCCUAUUUUUGAGCAAGGUAGUAGGAUUUGCUUAGGUGUGGUGGAGGUUAUCAUGACUACUCAGAAAAUCAAGUAUCGCCCUGAGCUUGAAAGUGUUUGCAAGGCACUUGAGGCUGUCAAUCUUAAGAGUUCUGAAGUUUUGAGCACUCAUAAUGUGAGGGUAUUCAACAAGUACUACCAAGCUGCAUUACCUGAGAUUCAGCAAGUCUUGAAAUCUGCUUGUGAUACACAUAGGUUACCCUUAGCUCAAACUUGGGUACCAUGUAUAUACCAAGCUAAAGAGGGGUGCCGUCACUCUGAUGAAAACUAUGUCCAGUGUGUUUCGACAGUGGAUCAUGCCUGUUAUGUUGCUGAUCCCCACAUCCAAGGUUUCCAUGAGGCUUGCUCAGAGCAUCACCUGCUUAGAGGCCAAGGAGUUGUUGGUGGAGCAUUCAUGACAAACCAACCAUGCUUCUCAGCUGACAUAACUUUAUAUCCCAAGACAGAGUAUCCUCUGUCUCACCAUGCCAUGUUGUUUGAAUUGCAUGCUGCUGUGGCAAUUCGACUUCGCAGCAUUCAUACUGGUGCAGCUGAUUUUGUCUUGGAAUUUUUCUUGCCCAAAGAUUGCACAGAUCCCGAAGAACAAAAGAAAAUGCUAACUUCACUCUCCUUAAUCAUCCAACAAUGUUGCCAGAGCUUAAGAGUUGUCACAGAGAAAGAGCUAGAGGAGGAAGGUGAUUUUCAAGCCAAUAAAGUUUUGACACCUUCCAUUGACAGACCUGAUACGGAAAUUUGUUUCCAAGAGGUGCAACAGAAUGAAACUGAUCUCUCAUUGUUCACAGUGGAAAAAACAAGUGAUGGAAGACACUCAAAGUCAAGUCAAAAUCAAAGAGGUUCAAGCUUGAAACCAAGUGAUGAGUAUGUAGAAGAGUGUUCUACUGUUGGUGAAGGUAGUUUUUCAAACUUGGGUGGUGUUAAAACGGGUGAACGAAGACGAACCAAGGCAGAGAAAACCAUAACCUUACAAGUGCUUCGACAAUAUUUUGCUGGUAGCCUUAAAGAUGCUGCAAAGAGUAUUGGAGUAUGUUCAACGACAUUGAAGAGAAUAUGCAGACAACAUGGGAUAAAACGUUGGCCUUCUCGUAAAAUCAAGAAGGUUGGCCACUCCCUACAGAAGUUACAACUAGUAAUCGAUUCAGUCCAAGGUGCUUCUGGUGCUUUCCAAAUCGAUUCGUUCUACUCCAACUUCCCUGAGCUAGCAUCUCCAAAUGUUUCAGGCACCAGCCCGUUUUCAACAUCAAAGGCAAACGACCAUCCAACACCAUCAUGCCUGCAGCAGCCUGGAGAAGGCAGUGGCGGAAUGUAUAGCGCACAAGCCACCACUGCGGCUGCUGCUGCAACAUCGAAAUCUUCAUCGACCUACAGUCAGAGUUCGAGCUCGAGCCAAUGUUGUUCCAGCAGGUCACAGCAACAUCCACAAACGUGGAACAACAUGGUUACAUCCAGCGAAGAUGCAAAUGGCGGGGAAAACUCUGGGGACGACGUGGUUCUGAAGAGAGUCAGGAGUGAAGCAGAGCUUUUCGCAAGUCAUGAAGUAGAUAACAAUAAUCUACUGCCAAGAUCUCAAAGCCACAUCUCUCUUAUGGAGCACCGCAAGAGCUUGAAGAGUGGCUUUCCUCCUAGCUCGGUUAAAAACGAGCGGCGGUUAACUCAACAAGAAGGUGAGCUUCAGAGAGUGAAAGUGACUUAUGGAGAGGAAAAAACUCGUUUCCGGAUACACAACAACUGGGGUUUCACAGAUUUACAGCAAGAAGUUGGGAGAAGAUUUGGUAUUCAAGACAUGACAACAUUCACUAUCAAGUACUUGGAUGAUGACUCCGAGUGGGUUUUGUUAACUUGUGAUGCGGACUUGGAGGAGUGCUUCGAGGUCUGGCCAGCUUCUCAAAACUCUACCAUUAAACUCUCUCUACAACUAUCUCGGGUUUCAUAGGUGGCAAUGACUCCCCCCUUUAUGACACGUGGCACAACUGUAUUUGGUAAGUUGUUUCUAUGGUCCACGUGGCACAAACAGAAGUGGUGAAGGAAUGAAAUGAACGAACUUUGGGGGAGAUUCAGAAUCACAGUAUGCUGGAAUCAAUUUGUGAUCACCUCACCUCACUUCACCUUUCUUUUUGUUUUUUCCUUUUUAAAAUAUGUCAUUUGCUACUUUAGAUUUUGUUUUUGGGAACUACCCUUUAGAUUGUUUAUACAGUAGCCUCUGUAUUUUACUAGAAUAAUGUUCAAGUUAAAAGAAAAUUGAACAUUUAGAGAGAAAAGCAAAAAUUUGUUGUUUGUAAGUUUUUUCUUAGAGUUGUUGAUAAGCUUUUAAGUUUUAUUGGACAUAGCUUUUAUUUUUAAUAAUCAUUUUGUUACGUAA
Molecule: messenger RNA, 4102 nt
Organism: Cannabis sativa
Lineage: Eukaryota; Viridiplantae; Streptophyta; Magnoliopsida; Rosales; Cannabaceae
Product: protein NLP5-like
Exons: 7
Coding region: 929-3676 (915 amino acids)
Molecular function (GO): DNA-binding transcription factor activity; protein binding
Source: RefSeq, a predicted model, not a curated record